Molecule: messenger RNA, 859 nt
Organism: Chara braunii
Lineage: Eukaryota; Viridiplantae; Streptophyta; Charophyceae; Charales; Characeae
Source: the annotation of a GenBank genome assembly
GCAGGGGUGGAAAAACGUGUGUAUGUAGAAGACCCUCGCCCCUCCGGGAGGGAGAAGGUAUAAAAAUCUCAUCUGAGAGUGAGGGCGAGAAGUAAAGGGCAAAUGUGGGAGAAGGGGGCAACGCAGAUAUGGGAGAUAAGGCUCAGGCCUCUGACGAGGAAGGAGCCAACAGGGGCGAACAACGGGAGACUUGGCAUGGGGAAAGCGAGGGGAGGCAGGACAUGCGUGACGAGCAUGAGAAGGGUGAGGAGAGAAGGGAAAGCCCGCUUGAAGGACGAAGCAACCACGACAGUUGUGAGGGGUAUGGGACAAGGACAAAGAUUCCUUAUAAAUACGAUUCAAAGAACCUAACGAGAGGGUAUAGCCCCAUACAGACGGAGGACGAGGAGGACGAGGAGGACGAGGAGGAGGAUGUACAAGAAAUCAUAGAAAUCAGCAGCGGGGAUGAGAGGGAUGAAAUAUCGAGGCCUAGGGACGAGAGGCGGCCUCCGAUGCACCAGCCGCGCGAAGAGGCUUUCAGAUGGGAGGAUGAGUUUGGGCCGACGCCCAGUCAUUGGUUUCAGAAAUCGACCAAUGUGAUCAAGCACGAAUGGAUCAUCAAGACUCGGGAACUCGCAAAGGCAGGGGUGGAAGCCACGCCGUUGGACUUUUUCAGUGAGGCAGAGUUCCAGGAAAUUGCAAGGAAGAGGAGAGAAAUCGAGACCUUCUGCCUGAGGGUUAGAAAGCCUGUCGGGGAACAGGGUGGACAAGGAAUCGAGCAAGUUGAGGCACAAGGCAGCAAUAAAAAUUAGAUGUUGAUUAAGUGUUGAACAUGAAUCCUGCUUGUCAUUUACAAAACAUUGAACCAAAAUAUGAAUAG